Struthio camelus australis is the source of this 1469-nucleotide messenger RNA. It is a transcript of the gene GNB3, whose product is annotated as G protein subunit beta 3. The record is from RefSeq and is a predicted model, not a curated record. Lineage: Eukaryota; Metazoa; Chordata; Aves; Struthioniformes; Struthionidae. Gene Ontology annotation, molecular function: protein binding; signaling receptor complex adaptor activity. Gene Ontology annotation, biological process: G protein-coupled receptor signaling pathway. Gene Ontology annotation, cellular component: heterotrimeric G-protein complex; cytoplasm.
AUGGGGGAAAUGGAACAGAUGAAACAAGAGGCUGAGCAGCUGAAGAAGCAGAUUGCGGAUGCCCGGAAAGCCUGUGCAGACACAACACUUGCUCAGAUUGUGUCUGGAGUGGAAGUGGUUGGUCGCAUUCAGAUGCGGACCCGAAGGACCCUGCGUGGGCAUCUGGCCAAGAUCUAUGCCAUGCACUGGUCCACAGACUCCAAACUCCUGGUCAGUGCUUCACAAGAUGGGAAACUGAUUGUGUGGGACACAUACACAACCAACAAGGUUCAUGCCAUCCCUUUACGUUCCUCUUGGGUCAUGACCUGUGCCUAUGCCCCCUCAGGCAAUUUUGUGGCCUGUGGGGGCCUUGACAACAUGUGCUCCAUCUACAACCUCAAGACUCGUGAAGGCAACGUCAAAGUGAGCAGAGAGCUCUCAGCCCAUACAGGUUAUCUCUCCUGCUGCCGAUUUCUGGAUGAUAACAAUAUUGUGACUAGCUCUGGAGACACCACAUGUGCACUCUGGGACAUUGAGACAGGGCAGCAGAAGACAGUGUUCCUGGGUCACACCGGAGACUGUAUGAGCUUGGCUGUCUCCCCAGACUUCAAAUUGUUCAUCUCUGGGGCCUGUGAUGCUACUGCCAAACUGUGGGACGUACGGGAGGGCACCUGUCGUCAGACCUUCUCAGGGCAUGAAUCCGAUAUCAACGCCAUCUGCUUCUUCCCUAAUGGUGAAGCCAUCUGCACCGGCUCAGAUGAUGCCACCUGCCGUCUCUUUGACCUCCGGGCAGACCAGGAGCUCAUAGUAUACUCUCAUGAGAGCAUCAUCUGUGGAAUCACGUCAGUCGCCUUCUCCCGCAGCGGGCGCCUCGUACUCGCCGGAUAUGAUGACUUUAACUGCAACAUCUGGGACUCCCUAAAAGCAGAGCGUGUGGGAAUCCUCUCUGGCCAUGACAACAGAGUGAGCUGUCUGGGGGUGACAGCAGAUGGCAUGGGUGUUGCCACAGGCUCCUGGGACAGCUUCCUCAAGAUAUGGAACUGAGGAUGACAGCAAAGAGGAAAAGAGCAGCAGAAGCACGGCCCAAGGCCUGAGCCCAUGCAAACAGCAUCACCAACUGAACACAACAGAAAUGUCUACUUAUCACUCCCACUUGUCUCUAUACACAGGACACUUGUAGGGGUCACCUAGAGAGAAAAGAUGAGAAGUCUGGGGGUUGGGCUGAGAAGUAGGAGCACACACAGUGACAGUUCUCUCUACCCUUAAACAGGCCAGCAGUUUCUAGCCUCUUGCAGGCUUCAGGACCCCAGCCAGACACAUCUGUUCAUAUCUCAGGCCUUUAUAGCACAGUUCAAACACCUCUACCCAUGCUUGACACCCAUCCCUCUGAGAAGCCCUUAUCAACUCCUCUGUCCCCAGGUACAGCUCCUCCAUAUGGCUCUUCUGUAUACCUGCAGACAUCCCCAGAGAUGGGUUCGAUAUUUUUAUCA